Hippopotamus amphibius kiboko is the source of this 2060-nucleotide messenger RNA. RefSeq names its product HIC ZBTB transcriptional repressor 2 (gene HIC2). The record is from RefSeq and is a predicted model, not a curated record. Gene Ontology annotation, biological process: regulation of transcription by RNA polymerase II. NCBI's taxonomy places the organism in Eukaryota, Metazoa, Chordata, Mammalia, Artiodactyla, Hippopotamidae. Gene Ontology annotation, cellular component: nucleus. Bases 176 to 2020 code for a protein of 614 amino acids. The transcript is spliced from 3 exons. Gene Ontology annotation, molecular function: RNA polymerase II cis-regulatory region sequence-specific DNA binding; DNA-binding transcription factor activity, RNA polymerase II-specific; protein binding.
CGGCGGCGGGCGGGCGGACGGGGCGGGCGCGGGCGGCGCCGAGGACGAGGCCGCAGGAGGGCCGGCCGGCCGGCGGGCGAGCGCCGCCGCCGACGCACACGAGGUGACCAGGCAUUGAUGCACCCCCAGGGAGGCCACGCGCUCGAGGAGGCCACCCCCGCUGGCUGCUGCUCACAUGGUUUCUGGGCCCCUGGCACUCCGGUGGUGCGUGUGGGCAGGGCGCGGGGACAUGGGGCCCGACAUGGAGCUGCCCAGCCACUCGAAGCAGCUCCUGCUGCAGCUGAACCAGCAGCGGACCAAGGGCUUCCUGUGUGAUGUCAUCAUCAUGGUGGAGAACUCCAUCUUCCGCGCCCACAAGAACGUGCUGGCCGCCAGCAGCAUCUACUUCAAGUCCCUGGUCCUGCACGACAACCUCAUCAACCUGGACACGGACAUGGUCAGCUCCACGGUGUUCCAGCAGAUCCUAGACUUCAUCUACACGGGCAAGCUGCUGCCCAGUGCCCAGCCGGCCGAGCCCAACUUCAGCACGCUCCUCACCGCCGCCAGCUACCUCCAGCUGCCCGAGUUGGCAGCCCUUUGCCGGCGCAAACUCAAGAGAGCUGGCAAGCCCUUCGGCUCCGGGCGGGGCGGGGCUGGCCUGGGGCGGCCCCCCCGCAGCCAGCGGCUGUCCACGGCCUCGGUCAUCCAGGCCCGGUAUCCGGGGCUCGUGGAAGGGCGCAAGGGGGCCCACCCCCCACAGGAGCUGCCCCAGGCCAAAGGCUCUGACGACGAGCUCUUCCUGGGCGGCCCCGGCCCGGAGAGUGCGCACGGCCUGGGCCGGCCCGUCUGUCCCCCCGGCGGGGAGGCCGGCCUGGGCAGCUGCAGCACCAACGGGAGCGGCGGGGGCUGUGAGCAGGAGCUGGGCCUGGACUUGUCCAAGAAGAGCCCCCCGCUGCCCCCUGCCACCCCCGGGCCCCCCCUCACCCCCGACGACCCGGCCCAGCUGAGCGACAGUCAGCAAGGCUCGCCCCUCUCGGCCUCUGCCCCUCCCGUCGCCAACAGUGCCUCUUAUGCCGAGCUGGGGGGCGCCCCCAGUGAGCCCAUGGAUCUGGAGGCGGCCGAGGACGACGCCCUGGGCCUGCUGGAGGGGCCGGGUGGGCAGCCCCCCCGGAAGAGCCUCCGGCACGCGGCGCGCAAGAAGGAGUGGGCCAAGAAGGAGCCCUUGGCCGCCUCCCCCUUUGAGCGGAGGGCGGCAGCGCCCAAGGGCCCCUGCCCGGCGGGGGAGGAGGCCGAAGGGCUCGGGGACAGGGUUCCCAAUGGCAUCCUGGCCGGCAGCGCGGCGGCGGGGGGGCCCUACGGGGAGCCCCCGCACCCCUGCCCGGAGGAGGAGGAGAACGGCAAGGACGGGAGCGAGGACAGCGGGCAGAGCGGCAGCGAGGGCGGCAGCGGCCACGCCGGCGCCCACUAUGUGUACCGGCAGGAGGGCUACGAGACGGUGUCCUACGGGGACAACCUGUACGUGUGCAUCCCCUGCGCCAAGGGCUUCCCCAGCUCCGAGCAGCUCAACGCGCACGUGGAGACGCACACGGAGGAGGAGCUCUUCAUCAAGGAGGAGGGCGCCUACGAGACGGGCAGCGGGGGCGCCGAGGAGGAGGCCGAGGACCUGUCGGCGCCCAGCGCGGCCUACGCGGCCGAGCCCCGGCCCUUCAAGUGCUCGGUCUGCGAGAAGACCUACAAGGACCCGGCCACGCUGCGGCAGCACGAGAAGACGCACUGGCUGACCCGGCCCUUCCCCUGCAACAUCUGCGGCAAGAUGUUCACGCAGCGCGGCACCAUGACGCGCCACAUGCGCAGCCACCUGGGCCUCAAGCCCUUCGCCUGCGACGAGUGCGGCAUGCGCUUCACGCGCCAGUACCGCCUCACCGAGCACAUGCGCGUGCACUCGGGCGAGAAGCCCUACGAGUGCCAGCUGUGCGGCGGCAAGUUCACGCAGCAGCGCAAUCUCAUCAGCCACCUGCGCAUGCACACCUCCCCCCCCUGAAGCCAAAGACCUCGCCGGCCGGGCGCCCCGCUGUAAUCGC